This is a messenger RNA of Lineus longissimus, 1829 nucleotides long. RefSeq names its product A disintegrin and metalloproteinase with thrombospondin motifs 6-like. Lineage: Eukaryota; Metazoa; Nemertea; Pilidiophora; Heteronemertea; Lineidae. The transcript has 16 exons. Gene Ontology annotation, biological process: proteolysis. The record is from RefSeq and is a predicted model, not a curated record. Bases 26 to 1687 code for a protein of 553 amino acids. Gene Ontology annotation, molecular function: metalloendopeptidase activity.
GACCGACUGACACACUGAAGACACCAUGAAGUCCGUGAUUAUCUGCGUGUGCGCCCUGUUGGCGGUCGUCGCCAGCAGAUAUAUAGACAAGCCAAUUGAUGAAGAUAGUGAGCGUGUAUUCAUCAGAGAUCUCGACCAAAGCGGGGAAGCUGAUCCUCCGAUCGUGACCUUGAAGAUUGACCACCCUGGAAAGGAGAGAAGCUUGACCCUACGUCGCAGAGACAAUUUCAACAAAAACGUCCCCGUGUUCAUAACUGGUGAAGAUGGAAAGCCAAGGAAGGAGCCGAGAUCCCGUUCACUGGGUACAGCGUACCACGACGCAGAAAACGGAGCGGCCUUUCUCAUCUCAAGUGAUCUCACUGAAAGUGGCGUUUACAGAAGGAGUGUGAGGGGUCUGCUUCAUGAUGGCGACUACACCAUCCACUUCGAGCCCAGCCAGGAGAUCACCACGGACAGGAAACGUAAUGUUGAUGGGGGUGUACCACACUUCAUGGUCAGAAAGAGGAAUGAAAAGAUUGACUUUGGAAAUGAUGCUCUCCCUAUCCAUGGCAACUGGACGACAAUGAGCAAGAGAGCUGAGCCACCGAUCAUCGUGUCGAAAAGAGAUGGCUGUAAGACAGCAUACGGCGUUGAAUUGAUGUUCUUCUGCGACUACAAGUGCUAUAAUAACCACAACCAGAAUAUAACCGAAAUUAGAGAGCACUUCAGCUACGUCAUAAAUGGAAUGGACCUCCGCUACGCAAACAUUGAAGAUUCUUCCUUCUCCAUCUACGUUCGACUGGUUGCUUUGCAAAUCAGUGCAUUUCCCGACAACUGGACGCACUCAUUCGACAGCGAUGGAGUUGUGGAUGCUAACUCAGUACUAAAAACUUUCAACGACUGGCACAACUCGGCAAUGUCCUCUCUUCCCGACCAUGACCAUGCCAUGCUCAUGACUGCGUACAAAAUGUACUACAGAAAUGUAGGUAUGGCGUUUACGGGAUGUAUCUGCACAUCAAGGGCUACAUCAGUCGCCAGGGAGAACUUGGAUCUUACGAGGGUCAUCGGAGUGGCUGCACAUGAACUCGGUCACAAUAUCGGUGCAGGACACGAUUCUGUUGGGAACACCUGUAGUGCGGGAGACCGUUACAUCAUGUCGCCUGAAAUCGGCAGGUUAAGCGCGGACGACACUCUUUACAAGAAUUCGUACCGUUUCUCCUCCUGCUCUAUCAAUUACUUCAAGAACGCCAUCAACAGCCUCGGGAGCUCUAAAACAAACUGUCUGCUGGACUCGGCUGCUCACGGCUCUGACGUCUUAGAGUUGGAGGCACCAGGCCAGAAGUUGGAUGUCGACGACCAGUGCGUGAUAGCAUUCGGAGCUGGAUACAAAUACCUCAGGGGGAUGAACGGAGAGAAAGAUUUCUGCAAGGAGCUGCUCUGUUUGAAGGUAGGACCGAGGGUGGGCUGGAAAAAUGCAGGCCAUGCCCUUCGUGGAACAAGCUGUGGUAACAAGAAGUGGUGUGUCCAAGGGGACUGUGUCCAUGACCCGGCAGCUCCAGCGAUGGACUCGGAUACUUGCAUGUAUGGGGACUCGCUGCUCAGGUGGAACAGUGAUAACGACCAAUGCGCACAGAUACCUUGGGCCUGCAAGACUUCUAGUGAAGUUAGGAAGCACUGCUGCAAGAUGUGCGCUAAAGUUCCGGUCUAAAUGACUGAUGCCGCAUUGAAGACGUCGGACACGCCCGUUGCUAUGCUCGUUGCUAUGCUCGUUGCUAUGAUUCCUCGAUGUUUAUAUGUAGACUUCGUUAUACAAAAUGGUGGCAUAAGCAAUAAAAUAUAAUUAUCAUGAA